Molecule: messenger RNA, 882 nt
Organism: Staurois parvus
Lineage: Eukaryota; Metazoa; Chordata; Amphibia; Anura; Ranidae
Source: the annotation of a GenBank genome assembly
GGGGGCGGGGCCACGGAAGCGCGCGCCCGGCAGGUGGUGGGAGGAGCUGGAUGUAAACACGGAGAGGAAUCGGCCAUGAAGUUUUUGCAGCUCUUUGGCAGGCUGAAGUCGGUCGUCAUUGGCAUGGUGCACCUCCGGGCGUUGCCGGGCACUCCUGGUGGCGGGCUGUCGGUGGCUCAGAUUGAGGAGGAGUCGUGCAGGGAAGCGGAACUCUACAAGAAGGCCGGCAUUGACGGCCUCAUAGUGGAGAACAUGCAUGACACCCCGUACACCCUGAACGUCGGACCAGAAAUUACGGCGUCCAUGGCUGCUGUGUGUGCCGCCAUCCGCCAGACCUGCCCUGACCUUCCUCUAGGGGUCCAGAUUCUCGCCUGUGCCAACCAACAAGCGCUCGCUGUGGCCCAUGCAGUAGGACUAGACUUUAUCCGAGCCGAGGGCUUCGUCUUCUCGCAUGUCGCUGACGAGGGGAUGGUGAACGCCUGCGCCGGAGACCUUCUGCGAUACCGCAAAGCCAUCGGAGCCGAACGCAUCCAAAUAUUUACCGACAUUAAGAAAAAACACAGCUCCCAUGCGAUAACAGCGGAUGUCUCGGUGUCAGAGACGGCAAAGGCUGCAGAGUUCUUCCUCUCCGAUGGACUGAUAGUGACCGGAGUGGCCACAGGACAGGAGGCGGAUCCCAGAGAACUCCGAGAGAUCCAGCGAUCGGUUCAGAUUCCGGUGCUGAUUGGAUCCGGGGUGACGGCGGACAACGUGAAGAAUUACAUCGACGCCAACGGCUUAAUCAUCGGAUCGCACUUUAAAGAUGGCGGAGACUGGCGGAACGCGGUGAAUUAUGACAAGGUCGUGGCAUUUAUGGAUGCGGUGAAUGAGCUAAGAAAGUGA